This is a messenger RNA of Aspergillus versicolor CBS 583.65, 1035 nucleotides long. RefSeq names its product homocysteine S-methyltransferase family protein. The record is from RefSeq and is a predicted model, not a curated record. Gene Ontology annotation, biological process: S-methylmethionine cycle. NCBI's taxonomy places the organism in Eukaryota, Fungi, Ascomycota, Eurotiomycetes, Eurotiales, Aspergillaceae. The coding region runs from base 1 to 1035 and encodes 344 amino acids. Gene Ontology annotation, molecular function: S-adenosylmethionine-homocysteine S-methyltransferase activity. The transcript has 2 exons.
AUGCCCUCCGUACAAAUCCUCGACGGCGGCCUCGGCACCUCGCUAGAAGAUAAAUACGGCGUCCACUUCACUAGCACAAACACUCCCCUCUGGGCCUCCCACCUGCUAGUCUCAGACCCUGCAACGCUGCAAGCCUGCCAGAGAGACUUCGUCGACGCAGGAGCAGACGUGCUCCUCACGGCAACAUACCAAGUCUCGCCGGAGGGGUUCGCACGCACUAAGACGACCGAAUUCCCUGAUGGAAUUCCGCGCAGUGCUGUUCCCCGGUUUCUGGAAACCGCCAUCCAUGUUGCAGAGCAAGCUGCUUCUUCGCAUGGUAAGAUUGCCUUGAGUCUGGGUCCCUACGGGGCCUGUAUGAUCCCCGGCCAGGAGUACAGUGGCGAGUACGACGCGGAGCAUGAUAGCGAAGAGGCACUGUACCAGUGGCAUCUGUCCCGGCUGCGACUGUUUCGAGAUGCAGCGGGUGGCGAUUUGCUUUCGCGGGUGCAGUAUGUUGCGUUUGAGACGCUGCCGAGACUUGAUGAAGUGCGUGCUGUGAGGCGUGCGGCUUGGGAUGCUGGAGUUACGGCUCCAGUUUGGAUUUCGUGUGUCUUCCCUCGUGAGGAUGAGUGUUUGCCGGAUGGGAGUAGCGUGGAGGAGGUUGUUGAUGCAGCGGUGGCACCUAUGCGGGGCGGAGUUGUGCCAUGGGGCAUUGGAGUGAAUUGUACGAAGAUCCAGAAACUAUCUGGGCUGGUUGAAAAGUUUGGAACUUGUAUUAGGCAGGUUAUUGUUGCUGGUCACAUCCUAACUGCGCCUGCUUUGGUUCUGUAUCCAGAUGGCACGAAUGGGGAGGUCUAUAAUACCACUACGCAGGCCUGGGAGAAACGGGAGACUACGGAUACUCGAGAGCAGACUGAUAGGCAACCAUGGGAAACCCAGCUUGAGCAGGUGGUCAAUGAUGCCAGCACAAAGGGCCAUUUCGAGUCCUUCCUUAUCGGCGGCUGCUGCAAGGCAUCCCACCAGGAUAUCAAGAGGCUGCGCGAGAAGUUCCAGUAG